Molecule: messenger RNA, 3010 nt
Organism: Mugil cephalus (flathead mullet)
Lineage: Eukaryota; Metazoa; Chordata; Actinopteri; Mugiliformes; Mugilidae
Product: ras-related protein Rab-3A-like
Exons: 5
Coding region: 114-776 (220 amino acids)
Biological process (GO): protein localization to plasma membrane; protein secretion; regulation of synaptic vesicle fusion to presynaptic active zone membrane
Cellular component (GO): synaptic vesicle; plasma membrane; endosome
Molecular function (GO): GTPase activity; GTP binding
Source: RefSeq, a predicted model, not a curated record
AUCAUCCUUACACUCUCCAACGGCUUUUGCUGGGGCUGCACGAGCUGCUGCAGGUGCAGAGCUGUUGGGCUAGCCGCUGCAGUGAAGCCGAGGAGACGAAAAACGCACAUUUCAUGAUGGCGUCUGCAAAUGCCACAUACGGACAGAAGGAGUCCACGGACCAGAACUUUGAUUACAUGUUUAAAAUCCUCAUCAUUGGCAACAGCAGUGUAGGAAAGACUUCGUUCCUUUUCCGCUAUGCAGACGACUCAUUCACACCAGCAUUUGUCAGCACGGUGGGCAUCGACUUCAAGGUUAAGACUAUCUACAGGAAUGACAAGAGGAUAAAGCUGCAGAUCUGGGACACUGCUGGACAGGAGCGCUACAGGACAAUCACCACCGCCUACUACAGGGGAGCCAUGGGCUUCAUCCUCAUGUAUGACAUCACCAAUGAGGAGUCCUUCAAUGCUGUGCAAGACUGGUCGACCCAGAUCAAGACAUACUCAUGGGACAAUGCUCAGGUCCUCUUGGUUGGGAACAAGUGCGACAUGGAGGAUGAACGAGUGGUGGCUGCAGAGAGGGGCCGGCAGCUGUCAGAACAGCUGGGUUUUGAGUACUUUGAAGCGAGUGCUAAAGACAACAUUAACGUAAAGCAGACCUUUGAGCGGCUGGUGGACAUCAUCUGUGAGAGGAUGACAGAGAGUCUGGAUAACAACGACCCGACCGUCAUCGGAGCCAAACAGGGGCCACAGCUCACCGAGCAGCCUCAGAGGUCCCAUCAGGAUUGUGCUUGUUGAACACAUCUACACACACACAAACCCACGCGCACACAUGCCGCCCUACAACUUACACAAACACUGCCACACAUAGACACACAGGAGUUGGCUGCUCUCGUGUUCCCCCCCUCCUCUCUACACCUCUGUCCACGUGAGCCGGCUCUCCCCAAAGAUGUAGUCAUUUCAGAAAUACCAUAUCAACGGUUUUAUACAUUUCAGUUGUAGAGAAAUUAUGUGAUGGUGGCACUUUAGUCAGAGAGGUGGAGAACGUUUAACCAUCCCAAGUAAUUCACAUAAUGAUCACACACACACACAUUAUACUUUACUGGAUUAUAGGAGGCCAGUCAAGGCUCACAUCAUUCCUUAUUGGCGUUUACAUUUGGAUGAACUCUUAAAGGUUGUGAAGGAGUAAUAGGUCUCACUCAUACCAAGCAUUUGCUCUACUUCUAGACCCACUGAAAAUAUGUGUGUUGAUGUGGAUAGAGUUGAUGUUUGUUUUUUUUUAAUGUUUUUGAGUUUGGUCCGCUGUGGUUUUGAGCAUGUGAAAUCCUCUUCCCAGUGUUGUGGAGUUUCAACAAGUAAUUAUGGCCUGAAUUUGACGUUCAAACAGGGUUCUUUUUUUAAUGUAACACAAAAAUAGCAAAAAUCAUGCAUAUCUGCUUACUAGUGAAGUAAUGUAUAAUUAUUUUGGGGUCUUUCUCAUAAAUUUAAAAAUUGGAUGGCAGUUGACACGCCUCAGUAAGGAGCUGCACAGCGUCUGCCUCACUACAUUAUGAUUCUUAGUGUUGUUGUUUUUUUUAUUUUUUACAUUUUUUUAAGGGAUACAUGAAGGUAAAAGGGUAUGAGAUCUAUUUAACUACACAAGGAGUGUAUAAAAGUCCAUAGAUGUGCAUUUUAAAAUGCAUAUAUAAUAUAUAUAUAUAUACAUAUAAAGUUAACAUAUGAGAUAAAAAGAUUUGGGGUAUUGGAUUCCUGCCUGUGCUUUAGUGGGAGGUGCAUGUUGUCGAUGUUUUUCUGGUUGACUGGUUGGUUAUUUGUAUGAGCUGCGGUCUGAGUUUAAAGCCCGUCUGUCCAACGGUUUCAGUACUUGGAGGUGCCGAACGGGGUUAAAGAUUUCAGAUGUUAAGCCCAUGGCCCCUUCACAUUGUAUUAACUUUCAUUCACUGCAUACAACGUGCAACAUGCACUCACUAGAAAGGCAUGUGAUUCAGUGUGAGCACUGGUGCAGCACAGACCCGCCAUCCCCAUCAUCUUCCAGAUGGUCUCUCGUGUCUUGUGGAUGAUGUUUGCGUCCUUCUUUUUUGGAACAGUUAAGACAUUUUCGAGCAUGUUAAUGGUUAAAAUUGUGAGUCUUAUUUCUCUCUGAUGCUAAGCUGAGGGACAUGUCUGCUCGUGUUGUCGGUACCAACCUUCUCUAAGUCAUGCAUUCACAAAUGCGCUGAGGCAUGAAAAAAUUGUCUCGCCUCCUCAGUUAUUUAUUUUGUAUUAUUUAUAAGUUAAUUUAUUUUUAAGAUAGUGUUUUUCCUAGCUUAUGCGUUGCAUUCUGCACUCAACUUUUUAAAGAGAUGUUCACUAGUAUUCGAUCACUCAAACCACCCCCCGACUUUUAAAUGAAAGCGUUGUGUGUUUACAGUGUACAAAGUUUAAGAGGCUUCCUCGAAGGGAAAAUGAAACAUUCCAGUGUAAGAACCUCUUAUCGUGUCCACAUGGUUUUAGUGUUUGUCUUUUGAUAUCGGUUAUGUAACUUUCUUAGUAGUAGUAAAGGUAGACUCUUCUCAGAUCUUUCUCUCAAAACUCAAAUACUAGUAACACACAACCCUGCUGAAGGUGUACACAUACUGUACUUGGGUGUGUGUGAAUGUCCAGUUUGUGUAAAGAGAGUCUGAACAGAGACGAAAAAUUUAGAUCCAAGAAAAGCACUUGUUAGAAAUCUGUGUAGUUGUUGUUUUCCACUAGGUGAAAAAAAUAAAGGUAAAAACUGAAUACUCUGAACACUUCAUUAAAAGGUGAAUAUUUCCACAUUUGUUCAUGUUUGUUGAUUUUUGUUACUUUUGUUUAAUGUGUUUUGCUACAGCUGUAACCUUGCCGAUGAUCUAGGAACACAUUUCAACCCUCUCCUCUUCCCCCCCUGUCAUAAAUAACCUUUGUAAAUAGAAACUUUUUGCCUGUCAGGCAUUAGUUGUGUGAAUUGUGCUGUAAUUGUGUAAUGCCAGGUUUACCAAAAUGAGGAAUCAAUAAACUAAUUCUGAAAGCUA